Cuculus canorus (common cuckoo) is the source of this 1474-nucleotide messenger RNA. RefSeq names its product beta-1,3-glucuronyltransferase 2 (gene B3GAT2). NCBI's taxonomy places the organism in Eukaryota, Metazoa, Chordata, Aves, Cuculiformes, Cuculidae. Gene Ontology annotation, cellular component: Golgi membrane. The coding region runs from base 201 to 1109 and encodes 302 amino acids. Gene Ontology annotation, molecular function: galactosylgalactosylxylosylprotein 3-beta-glucuronosyltransferase activity. The transcript has 4 exons. Gene Ontology annotation, biological process: carbohydrate metabolic process; chondroitin sulfate proteoglycan biosynthetic process. The record is from RefSeq and is a predicted model, not a curated record.
UCCAGAGCCGCCCGGGAAAGCGAUGGGGUAGGACGUUUUCCCUAGAGCCCCGCGGCGAUGCCGAGGGAGAGGAACGAGGAGGAGGAAGAAGCCGACGAGGAGGAGGAGGCGGCAGGGCGGCCACCCCGCUUGCUGCCGUCCAUGGGGCGGCGCUGAAGGGGCUGGGACAACCCCCCCCCACACUCCCCGGCACUUGAGCGAUGAAGUCGCUGCCGCUGAGCCGCGUGCUGCUGCUGCUGCUGCCCUGGGCGCUCGUGGUCAUCGUGGUCCUGGACAGCGACACGGCGCGCGCGCCGCCGCCCGCCGCCGCCCCGGGCAAUGGGGGGGGCGCCCCCCGAGCGCGGCCCCGCGCGCCCCCCCCGCCGUCGCCCCCCCCCAUCUACGCCAUCACGCCCACCUACAGCCGCCCCGUGCAGAAGGCCGAGCUCACCCGCCUGGCCAACACCUUCCGGCAGGUGGCGCGGCUCCACUGGAUCCUGGUGGAGGACGCGGCGUCCCGCAGCGAGCUGGUGAGCCGCUUCGUGGCGGGCGCCGGGCUGCCCUGCACUCACCUGCACGUCCCCACCCCGCGGCGCUACAAACGGCCCGGGCUGCCCCGAGCUACCGAGCAGCGCAACGCCGGGCUGGCCUGGCUGAGGCAGCGGCACCAGCACCUGCCGCCCCCGCAGCCCGGCGUGCUCUUCUUUGCCGACGACGACAACACCUACAGCCUGGAGCUCUUCCACGAGAUGCGCACAACCCGCAAAGUGUCAGUUUGGCCUGUGGGACUGGUUGGAGGACGGCGGUAUGAGCGUCCGGUUGUGGAAAAUGGCAAAGUCGUUGGCUGGUACACUGGCUGGAGAGCUGACAGGCCCUUCGCAAUUGACAUGGCAGGAUUUGCUGUGAGUCUUCAAGUGAUUUUGUCGCAUCCAAAAGCCGUAUUCAAGCGUCGUGGUUCUCAACCAGGAAUGCAAGAAUCUGAUUUCCUGAAACAGAUAACAACAGUGGAGGAACUGGAACCAAAAGCAAACAACUGCACAAAGGUUCUUGUAUGGCACACACGAACAGAAAAAGUAAAUCUAGCUAAUGAGCCCAAAUACCAUCUGGACACAGUCAAUAUUGAGGUAUGACGCAGAGCCGCAGUUACAGAGGAAGUACAGCACAAUGGAUGUGUCAGGAGGUGUUCAAAUCCAGCCAGUUACAACAGCCUAUCCUUCUGCACGAGACCUUUAAACAGUUGCCUGAUGGACUGCUGUGGAAACAAAAGGAGGUUGUCAGAUGCUCUCAUAAGCAAAUGCAGUGGGUGUGCUUUGUUCUAACUUGUUUGCAUGCGUUUCUGAGCUCUCGUCUUCAUAAACUGACACCUUCGCUUUAAGGCUGUUUCCACAUAGUAAAAAGAAUCAAAGAGAAACAUGGUUGCGAUGGAGUAUUUUCAGAAUCAUCAUUUAUGUAUAUACUUUUUGUAUUUAUCCAUCUUAAUGGUGUAAUUAUGAAC